CAUUAUUAUGCAGCCAGGUGUGUGUGUGUGCGUGUGUGUGGAGUUGUCUCGUUAUAUAUUUAUUUCUUUUGCACUGGGAAAACUCGUUUUCCAGCUAACUGUGCCUGGAGUGCAGUUGUUGCUAUUGUUGAUUGUGGAGAUUUCCGAGAGCUUCCGUUUUAAGACUGGGAAAAUGGAAAAUGAUUGCAGUGUGUGGAGUAUAAAUGAAUUCGCUGUGUCCAGGCCGCCUUACUCAUUGUGCGAACUUUGCAACGGCAACUGACGACAGCUGCUCCAACAACGUAUAUGGACUAAUAAUAGCUACGCUACAAAAGCUAAAGAAAACUCGCCAUGUCGAAUGGGUCAUUGAUAUUGCUGUUGUGGGCAUUUUGCUCAAGUGUGGCGGCCACGCCCACGUCAUCAAUAGCACAGCGUCGUGCACAGCUGCAGGAGGAUGUGCAGCUAUUGCAUCCGCAAAUCAUAACUAUUGAACGGCUGGAGCAUUUGCUCCGGCGUGCAGGUGAAAUAUUUGGUCCGGUUGCCCAGGUCGCUGAUUCUGAAUCGGCCGGCAGUCAAUUGGAGCCUCAAGUAGAGAUGCAGGUGCAGCCACAGCAGUACAUGUUGCCACCCACAGAUCAGCCCUAUAACUUCUACUUGCCGCUCUACGAUUACAUUGAUCCCAAGCUGGACGCCAAGAGUCGGCACAUGGAGAAAAUUGCGCCGCCGCCACAGAGAUUGCAACAGGAGCACAAUUAUUACGCCGACAAGCCAAAGAAGACGCCGAAGAAGUUCAAUGCGGCCGCCAAGCACGUCAACCUCAAGUGGCUCAACACAUACGAGAAGGCAAUGGGCGGAGUUGCUCCCAAGGCAAUCUAUCUGGAGCAGGAUGAGCGCAAUCGCAUCAACUUUGAUGACUCCUUCUUCGCGGUUGAUAUGCAGGUGAAGACGCCGGACAAUCAGCCUCACAAGGAGUCGAGCGCUGUGCCCGCCGAAUUGCUGCAGCACGGCGAACAGCUGGCCGAGGAUGAUCUGAUGGCCGCGCCUGCCCAGCUCACAUACAGCUACAAGCCAACGGAAGCUAUGAAGCAGCCUGCUUAG
Molecule: messenger RNA, 1077 nt
Organism: Drosophila mojavensis
Lineage: Eukaryota; Metazoa; Arthropoda; Insecta; Diptera; Drosophilidae
Exons: 2
Coding region: 331-1077 (248 amino acids)
Source: RefSeq, a predicted model, not a curated record